CCCCCUCCCUCCUCCGGUUCCAGCCUUUGAGGCCGCGCGAGUGUGAGAAGCUAUGGAGUAAGCCGGCGGCAGUGGCCAGGCGCCGGGGCUGAGCAGGAGCAGCCAGGAGGCGUUUGGGGGGGCGGGGGAAAAGAGCCCCAGCACCGCCCCUCCCGGGGGAGAAGGGGAAGAGGUGAGUGACCCCCCCCACGGGCACGGAACGACCUCCUUCACCGGCAGCGCUCUCGCUUGGGCUCCUCAAGCAGCGAAAAGGAAUGGGGAAGGAUCCGCGCCUGGGGUAACUAUAACUACCCAGAAUUGCAGCCAUGGAGUCCAUGCUUAAUAAGUUGAAGAGUACUGUUACAAAAGUAACAGCUGAUGUCACUAGUGCUGUGAUGGGAAAUCCUGUCACUAGAGAAUUCGAUGUUGGUCGACACAUUGCCAGUGGUGGCAGUGGGCUAGCUUGGAAGAUUUUUAAUGGCACAAAAAAGUCAACAAAGCAGGAAGUAGCUGUUUUUGUCUUUGAUAAAAAGCUGAUUGACAAAUAUCAAAAAUUUGAAAAGGAUCAAAUCAUCGAUUCUCUAAAACGAGGAGUUCAACAGUUAACUCGACUACGACACCCUCGACUUCUUACUGUCCAACAUCCUUUAGAAGAAUCCAGGGAUUGCUUGGCAUUUUGUACGGAACCAGUUUUUGCCAGCUUAGCCAAUGUUCUGGGUAACUGGGAAAAUCUACCUUCCCCUGUAUCUCCAGACAUUAAGGAUUAUAAACUUUAUGAUGUAGAAACUAAAUAUGGUUUGCUUCAGGUUUCUGAAGGAUUGUCAUUUUUGCAUAGCAGUGUGAAAAUGGUUCAUGGAAAUGUUACACCUGAAAAUAUAAUUUUGAAUAAAAGUGGAGCCUGGAAAAUAAUGGGCUUUGAUUUUUGUAUAUCAUCGACCAAUCCUUCUGAACAAGAGCCUAAGUUUCCAUGUAAAGAAUGGGACCCAAAUUUACCAUCAUUGUGUCUUCCAAAUCCUGAAUAUUUGGCUCCUGAAUACAUACUUUCUGUGAGCUGUGAAACAGCCAGUGAUAUGUACUCUUUAGGAACUGUCAUGUAUGCUGUAUUUAAUAAAGGGAAAGCUAUAUUUGAAGUUAACAAGCAAGAUAUUUACAAGAGUUUCAGUAGACAGUUGGAUCAGUUGAGUCGUUUAGGAUCUAGUUCACUUACAAAUAUACCUGAGGAAGUCCGUGAGCAUGUAAAACUACUGUUAAACGUAACUCCAACUGUAAGACCAGAUGCAGAUCAAAUGACAAAGAUUCCCUUCUUUGAUGAUGUUGGUGCAGUAACACUGCAGUAUUUUGAUACCUUAUUCCAAAGAGAUAACCUUCAGAAAUCACAGUUUUUCAAAGGACUGCCAAAGGUUCUGCCAAAACUGCCCAAGCGUGUCAUUGUGCAGAGAAUUUUGCCAUGUUUGACUUCAGAAUUUGUAAACCCUGACAUGGUACCUUUUGUUUUGCCCAAUGUUCUACUCAUUGCUGAAGAAUGUACCAAAGAAGAAUAUGUCAAGUUAAUUCUACCUGAACUUGGCCCUGUCUUUAAACAGCAGGAGCCAAUCCAGGCUAGCAACAUGAUUUUGUUAAUUUUCCUCCAAAAAAUGGAUUUGCUACUAACCAAAACUCCUCCUGAUGAGAUAAAGAACAGUGUCCUGCCAAUGGUUUACAGAGCCCUAGAGGCUCCUUCCAUUCAGAUCCAGGAACUCUGUCUAAACAUCAUACCAACCUUUGCAAAUCUUAUAGACUACCCAUCCAUGAAAAAUGCCUUGAUACCAAGAAUUAAAAAUGCAUGUCUACAAACGGCUUCCCUUGCUGUACGUGUAAAUUCAUUAGUGUGCUUAGGAAAGAUUUUGGAAUACUUGGAUAAGUGGUUUGUACUUGAUGAUAUUCUGCCGUUCUUACAACAAAUUCCAUCCAAGGAACCUGCGGUCCUCAUGGGAAUUUUAGGUAUUUACAAAUGUACUUUUACUCAUAAGAAGUUGGGAAUCACCAAAGAGCAGUUGGCUGGAAAAGUAUUGCCUCAUCUGAUUCCCCUGAGUAUUGAAAACAAUCUUAAUCUCAAUCAGUUCAAUUCCUUCAUUUCCGUCAUAAAAGAGAUGCUUAAUAGAUUGGAGUCUGAACAUAAGACUAAACUGGAGCAACUUCAUAUAAUGCAAGAACAGCAGAAAUCUUUGGAUAUAGGAAAUCAAAUGAAUGCUUCUGAGGAGACAAAAGUUACAAAUGUUGGGUCUCAGCAUAUUGACAAAGUCUUCAACAACAUUGGAGCAGACCUUCUGACUGGUGGUGAAUCAGAAAAUAAAGAGGAUGGGUUACAGAAUAAACAUAAAAGAGCAUCACUUACACUUGAAGAAAAACAAAAAUUGGCAAAAGAACAGGAGCAGGCACAGAAGUUGAAAAGCCAGCAACCUCUUAAACCCCAGGUGCACACACCUGUUGCUCCAGUCAAGCAGACUAAGGACCUGACAGACACAUUGAUGGAUAAUAUGUCAUCUUUGACCAGUCUUUCUGUUAGUACCCCUAAAAUUUCUUCUUCAAGUACCUUCACUUCUGUUCCUUCCACGGGCCUUGGUAUGAUGUUUUCUACACCAAUUGAUAAUACAAAGAGAAAUUUAACAAACGGCCUAAAUGCCAACAUGGGCUUUCAGACUUCAGGAUUCAAUGUGCCAGUUAAUACAAACCAGAACUUCUUCAGCAGUCCAAGCGCACCUGGAGUGGCCAAGAUGACAUUGGGAACACCUUCCACUUUGCCAAACUUCAGUGCUGUGAGUGUUCCUCCUGCUGGUACGAAGCUGACUCAGCAGAGACCCACAGAUAUGUCUGCUCUUAAUAAUCUCUUUGGCCCUCAGAAACCCAAAGUUAGCAUGAACCAGUUAUCACAACAGAAACCGAAUCAGUGGCUUAAUCAGUUUGUGCCUGCUCAAGGGUCUCCAGGUGUGGGCAGUUCGGUAAUGGGAGCACAGACACGCAUGAUAGGACAGUCUGCCUUCGGUGUGCAGACUAAUCCUUUCUUUAACCCGCAGAACUUUGCACAGCCGCCACCUACUAUGACCAGUAGCAGUUCAGCUAGCAGUGACUUAAAAGAUCUUUUUGGGUGAGGUGUCAUGCUCCUGUUUUUGAAGGAUCACUUCAGUUUUAAUCAUGGGUAAGCUGAUUUACAUCUAUAUAAUUGGCUUGGAGGAAGUACUUCUGUGGGAAAGUAAAUGGUCUUGUCUGACAGAAAAAAACCUGUUGUCAUGCCAGCAUAGUAGUUGUAUGGACUCUUUAACAGUUGAGGUUUUUAAAGCCUUGAGGAUUUUUUUCCUCUUACCAACUCCUCUUCAGGUUUUUAAAAGACCCAACCCAUAUCAAUCUCAAUGAGAAAAAAAGACACCUGAGUAUCUUGAAUAGCAGAAUUUUUAAAUCAAAUGUUUAUUUUGGCUUGUAAAUCUUGGUGUUAUUUAAAAAAUUGAGUUGAUGGUAAUUGCAAGUUUCAUCUGUUAAAUACUACAUGGUACACAGUCUGCCUUCACAAGUCAUUAGUCUUCAUUUUUACUAUGUGAAAAAUCUUGAUGCUGUAUUGAUUUGUUUGCAUUUAGUGUGACUGAGUGAGAAAAUGAUAAGCCUAACGAAAAGGAUCGGGUCAUUUGCUUUUCCAAUCUUAUUACUUCUCAGAUGAACUAAUGUUUAGUGCAAAAGACUGAGCAAAUACUGCAGCAUUUAACUUAACCUUGAUUUCAUUGGUUCAAACUAAGGCAUUAUUAACUAUCAUAAAUGCAAACUAAUCAUUGUAAAUUAUAUUUUAGCAUGGUCUGCCUCAAAUAGUAAUGUUUUUUUCUGCAUUUACUUGGAUAUGUUUAGAAUCACUUUUUUUCCUACUGUAUCACAGACAGAAGAGGUAGGUACUGAUUUGUACAGAUAUUUGACAAAGCCCUCUGAUGUGCUUUCCCUGACUACUGCCUCCAUAUUUCAUUUUGAAUUCAAACUUCUGAGGUUGCAGCACAUAUGAAUUGCAUUUUCAAAAGGAGAUUUGUAAGAAUUAAACUAUAUUUAAUGAGUAUACUUUUGAGAUUUCUGCUGUAUUGUUUCAAAUGUAAUAAACUUUACUUCUCUAAAAAUGA
Molecule: messenger RNA, 4109 nt
Organism: Globicephala melas (long-finned pilot whale)
Lineage: Eukaryota; Metazoa; Chordata; Mammalia; Artiodactyla; Delphinidae
Source: RefSeq, a predicted model, not a curated record